CCAAUCAGGAGCUGACAGGAUCAGGUUUCUCUAUAACAGCAGGACCAGGUCUGGGAGUGACGGACAGACGGACACACGUCGUCUUCACCGUGUUAGGAGCUGCUCUACCUCCCACAGGUUUUUCAGUCUCCUGCCGUCAUGUCGGACACUGAGGACGUGGAACAGAUUGAAGCCCAGGAGGAGCUAGUAGAAGUAGAAGUAGCCCCUGAGGCGGAGGCCCAGGGAGAGCCAGAACCAGAACCAGAACCACAACCAGAACCAGAACCUGAGCCUGUGCCGGUGCAGCGGGAGGAAGAGGCCUAUGAAGAGGAAGUGGACGAGGGAGAUCAAGAUGAGGAGAAGCCCAAGUUCAAACCCACCGCUCCAAAGAUCCCAGAUGGAGAGAAAGUGGACUUUGAUGACAUCCAAAAGAAACGUCAGAACAAAGACCUGGUGGAGCUGCAGUCGCUGAUCGACGCUCACUUUGAGUGUCGGAAAAAAGAGGAGGAGGAGCUGAUCGCCCUCAAAGACCGAAUCGAGAAGCGUCGUGCUGAACGUGCUGAGCAGCAGCGGAUCCGAGCUGAGAAGGAUAAGGAGCGGCAGAACCGGAGGGAGGCGGAGAGGAUGAGGAAGGAGGAGGCCGACGCCCAGAGGAAGGCCGACGACGAAGCCAAGAAGAAGAUCGCACUGAGCAACAUGGGCUCGGGUUACAGCAGCCACCUGCAGAGGGUGGAAGGAAAGAGAGGGAAGAAGCAGACGGAGAGAGAGAAGAAGAAGAAGGUUCUGGCAGAGAGAUGCAAACCUCUGAACAUCGAGAACUUCAGCGAAGACAAACUGAAGGAAAAGGCCAAAGAGCUGUGGGAGUGGCUGCACAACCUGGAGGCCAUUAAAUACGACCACCUGGAGAAGUUCAAGAGGCAGAAGUAUGAGGUCAUCUCUCUCCGGAACCGCAUCGACGAGCUGCAGAAACAUAGCAAAAAGGGAGCGGCCAGCCGUCGCAGAAAGUGAACAAAGGGACGGAGGAACCCGAGAACCCAACAUAUGCCUCGGCGACACCUGCGCUAGUUCUGCUCAAAUACGCAAAUCCAACGUCUGUCACUAUGUUUGUGGAAAUACAACACAAUAAAAAGGCAGAUUCAAGUCCCA
This is a messenger RNA of Sphaeramia orbicularis (orbiculate cardinalfish), 1125 nucleotides long. Its product is annotated as troponin T, fast skeletal muscle isoforms-like. NCBI's taxonomy places the organism in Eukaryota, Metazoa, Chordata, Actinopteri, Kurtiformes, Apogonidae. The coding region runs from base 139 to 987 and encodes 282 amino acids. Gene Ontology annotation, biological process: muscle contraction; sarcomere organization; regulation of muscle contraction. Gene Ontology annotation, cellular component: troponin complex. The record is from RefSeq and is a predicted model, not a curated record. Gene Ontology annotation, molecular function: troponin I binding; troponin C binding; tropomyosin binding. The transcript has 15 exons.